AUGGAUAUACAGAUGGAGGUUAUGACAGGGUACAAUUCCGAGUUGGAGUAUACCAUUCUUAUUCCAUUGCCACGACUUGCAAAAUAUGACACUCUAAAAAGAAAGAAAAAUAUGAAAGGUGCAAAAGAUCCAGAAAAGUCGCAGAAAGCUUCUGAACACUUUCAGAAAGUUGUAGAAGACCCAGAAAAGUCGCAGAAAGUCUCUGAACACUUUCAGAAAGUUGCAGAAGAACCAGAAAGUUGCAGAAAGUUUCUGAACUCUUUCAGAAAGUGUCUGAGCGUUUCCAGAAAGUUGCAGAAGAGUUGUAAAAGAUCUGAAAAAGUUGUUGAAAGCAAAGUUAACAAAGAAAGAGAGCGCUUUCGUCCAUACUCAUCAAGACGAAAGGGACGAAAUGGAAACAUCACUCUCAUCAACGCAUCAGAUGCUCGUUCUGUGAGAUCGACUCCAAGUCUCAGGGGAAACAAUGUUCUCUUACGUAGAUCACCUACCCGGACUAUUAGCGAAAACCUCAAUCGUCAAAGAGGGACUCAAGGUCAACACCCAAGCAUCCAGCAGCUUCAUGAGGAGGACAUCGCUAAUAGAGGAGAAUUGGAAAGGGAAAACAAGCGACUCAAGGUUGCAUUGGAGAAAAGAAAGGAGCUUGAAGAAGAAGCUAUUCCACAUUCCGAAAGUAAUAGGUCAAACCAUCAUUCUCAUCGAGAACGAAACGACCCACGCAAAGGGGACGAAGUUCUUGACGGUCGUCGGCUCAGUCAAAGUGAUGCAAGAAGAAGCGAGGAUGUCAGGAACGUUUAUCAAAGUCGCGAUCACCGUGAUGACGAUUAUUAUGAUCGUUAUGUGCCCGAUGAUGAUCAUUAUUACACGGCCGAACAAGAUAGGCGAACCAGAUCAAGUCGCAAGAAACAUAUACAAAGGGAUGAUCAUAUCAAUGAUGAUCACUCGAAGAGGUCUAGACGUGAUAAAGACCUUUCUAAAAGGAGAAAGGAGUCUGACAGGAAUGAACGGAUUCGCAGAGAAACUGAGGGAGACUCGGUGAGAGGAGAAGAACUCAGCAAAAGAAGGCUUAGUGAAAUGAUUGGUGAGCUGUUAGCCCAAAAGAAAUCCAAAGAUGAAGAGCAACAAAUUUUAUCAAUGAAAAAAUCGAUGGACUCCCCAUUUGUUGAAAAGAUAAGGCGCUACCGCCCACCCUCGAAUUUCAACCAUCCUCAAUUCAAGGAGUUUUUCGACGGACACAAUGGAAAUCCAGUGGAGCACGUCCAACGAUGUCAAGCCUCAAUGAGUUUGUGGAGCUUCAGCGAUGAGCUACUCUGUAGAACCUUUCCAAUGACCUUGACGGAGAGCCUGGCGAAAGUCUUUUUGAUUUUAAUAGGAGGUUUCGUCAGGAAGUUAAUGAAAUUGGAAAGGUGGACGAGGGAUUCGUAA
This is a messenger RNA of Papaver somniferum (opium poppy), 1422 nucleotides long. RefSeq lists its product as uncharacterized. Lineage: Eukaryota; Viridiplantae; Streptophyta; Magnoliopsida; Ranunculales; Papaveraceae. The record is from RefSeq and is a predicted model, not a curated record. Bases 1 to 1422 code for a protein of 473 amino acids. The transcript is spliced from 6 exons.